AUGAAUAACUAAUUUAAAAUAAUCAGAUUUAAUAAUGUUACGUUUUUCUAUGUAUAUGAGUAUAAAUAUUCGAGACAUAGCUUGCAUGAGUUCCUAUCUAAAAAGAGCGAUAAAUACCCAGAAUGUUGAGUGUGGACUCGUUGCCCGUCGCCGAAGAAGAGGUGGUGGAGUCCAGCUCAAACAGACUGGGGGACAUUUACACGUUUGUGGCCGAGGGCUGUUAUCCUCAAACCAUGAAUCCUAUUCGCAAGAAAAAUCUCAAAAGAUAUGCUCAGAAAUUUAUGAUUGACGAUGGUCGAUUGUAUUAUGUGGGACCAAAGAAAGAAGAAAAGCGAGAAGUAGUGAUUGAGGCAGAGCGGAAGAGACAGAUAUUCCUGGAGUGUCACUUCAAUGACACUGGACAUCACCUGGGACAGAAGAAGACAGUUCACAGGAUUCAGAGUAAAUACUACUGGCUUGGCAUUGUCAAGGAUGUUGUGGAUUGGAUUAAAGUGUGCGAAACGUGUCAACACGCAGAGCGGAAUAAAAACUUGGCUAGAACGGUACGACCCAUCAAGGUGGAUGGUCCAUGGGACAUUUUGACCAUUGAAAUAAUUGGUCCAUUCCCAGGCACUGCACAUAGAGGGAAUACACACGUUGUUAUUAUUACAGAUUACUACAGUAAAUGGGUAGAGGCCUUUCCUGUACAAAAGAAAGAUGGUGUCUGUGUUGCGCGUUGCAUUUCCUCAUCUACUUGCAGAUUUGGUCCUGCAAAGACAAUAUUUUGCUCUCAAAGUGCUGACUUCUGUGAGGAGGUUACAAAGCACUUGUGUGACCGGUGGAACAUAGCGCAAAGAGUGUUGUCAGUAGACCAGCCACAGCAGAACGCACUGUAUGAUCGCAGCAGUAAUCUUCUGAGAGAUGCCAUAAAACAGAUGGUGGUGGAGAAACAGGUGGAGUGGGAUGAUUUUCUCGAUCCAGUUUUGGCCACCUUUAGGACAUCGGUCAACCAUACGACAAAAUUUACACCACACUUUUUAAUAUUCAACAGAAAAGCCAGCCUACCUAGUGAGUUUGAUCCUCUUGGUUGCUAUCAGGACCAGGAGGACAAGACCCUUAAUGAAGAGGACACAAACGCUUUUCUUUCCUCCUUGCAGGAGCAACAGAAUAACAUCAAACAGAUGGUAGUUACAAAUAUGAAUGUUGCGUACAGACAAGAAAAGAAAAAUGCAAAACGCAAGGCUAGAAAUAUGCCUUCCAUCACUCUUGCGGUGACUGACCCAUUGUUCAGCACAGAGGAAACGCCCUCAGCAAAAAAGCUCAAGGAAAGCCUCUACCUGUCUUUUCCAGUAGAGACAGUCCUAACCACAGUUCAGAAUGUACCUGAAGCCAAGAGAAAUGGCUUGGAAUAUCCUCUAACAGACUCUGAUGUGCACUGAAAAUCUUUUUGGUUUGACUAUUCAUAAAGCACUAUCUGCAAAAUGUAUUUGCAUAGGCUACAGCUUGAAGACUUGAUGUCAGAGGGCAGGUCAAGCAGAUGAACUCGUGUUCACUUUCUGUUUCAGCACAUAAUGUAGCAGAUUAAAAUAUGGUAUUUCACCUCAAGGCAUUCAUUGACACAUGAUGGUCUUAGUUUUUUGUGUAGUUAUUGAACUGACUCUAUUUAUUGGUUGUAUCUGUAUUUGCUUUAGAUGAGUCAUCAGAUGUACAGAGAUUUCAGUAUUAUCUGAAAGAAUGUUGGUGAAACUUAAAUGAUAAAGAUUGUAAUAACCAGUGUUUAUUAUCAAAGAAAAUGUUUGUUAGUUAACCCCCCCAGAUCAUUAUCAUAAAACACCAAAGUGUUUCUCUUGUCUUUGACAGUGAGUCUCAAUUUGCAAACAUUUUUUACUUAAUCACCUAUUUAUCCAUGUGUGUGGAAAGGAAAGGUUAAGGAUCUUUAUGUCAAUAAAUAGUUAUGAAGUUCCAGGCUUUAUCUCAUAAAUACUUUUUGCUCCCUUAUGUUUUAGAUUAUGAUAAAUGCUAUCCAACAAUUAACUGUUUUUAUUUGUAAUAAACAGAAUUGGUAAUCAGUUAGAAUCAGUUACUUUGUGGCCAAUAUGACACAUCUCACGCAACUUCCAGUUUGCCUUUGAAAUAACGAGGGCUGAAACAAAGGGGCAAGAGACCACAGAUUGCAACAUAUUUCACAAUGAGGCUGACCUCACCUUGUUACAUGUGUCAUGAUUUAGACAGCCUGCCAACAUGCAACAUGUCUGAAAUAAACCGUUUAUUGUUGAAA
This is a messenger RNA of Cyprinus carpio (common carp), 2257 nucleotides long. Its product is annotated as gypsy retrotransposon integrase-like protein 1. Lineage: Eukaryota; Metazoa; Chordata; Actinopteri; Cypriniformes; Cyprinidae. The record is from RefSeq and is a predicted model, not a curated record. Gene Ontology annotation, molecular function: nucleic acid binding. Gene Ontology annotation, biological process: DNA integration.